AUAUGUAACAACAAUAACAACAACGAUACCAUGCUCAGUAUGCUUUUUUCGUUAAGUUACCGGUACGACACAGUGGACUAAAAUAACAAUUAAAUGCAACUGACUUUUAUAUUUUCAAGUUUAUUUCUAUGUUACAGUUAUAACUGAUAUCAAAGGAUAAAAGCUGGAAAUGACAAAAUGCCUUUGCACAAAUAUGUUACUUUCAAAUUGGUGGACCACAUAAAAUGGUACAAAUUUUGAAAAAUAUUUCCAGAUACGUUUUUGUAUAUUUGUUUUAUAAUGAAGUGGCCUUUAUUACCGACUUGACUGAACUGUCAUAUUUUUUCAAAGUAUUCUUAGUAUUUGGUUUUGCUUGCUCAUAGUGUCUACUAAAAACAUGUCCAUUCACUAUAUAAGGAAGCCGGACGUUUUUUUUAUUUGUUACCAUAUACUUAAAGAAAGUACGUUUAAAAGAAGAUAUGAUUAAAAUGAUUAUAUUGUUAGAGAAUUUAAUAUGGACAGGGUGUAUUUUCUCGGAUAUGUGUUACUGUUUUUGAUUGUUAACACCGUUUCGUUGCACUAUAAUUGUGGUAAACUUUCUUUGGAAUACAUUCAAACGGGAGAAACAGUUUCAGCUAAAAUAUAUUUCAAUCAUUCGGCGGAUCUUGAAUGGUAUACAUGGAGACGUGUCAGCCCUUUCAGACACCUAAAAAACUCGACUAAAUAUGUUAUUUCAGAAAAUCCGCACACAAUCAUUAUUAAAAACUUAGCUUCCUCUGAUGAUGGCAGAUAUGAUACUGAAUGUACUUUAACAAAUGGUAUUGUACGUGUAAGCGCAAAUGAUAUUUCUAUAAGUCUGGACAUAAUGUACACAACACUUGUAGACACAUCACGUGACUCGGUUUCAUCACGUGAUCAAUAUUCAACAACGAGAGUAUUUGAAACUAGAAUUACCGAAGGAAAUGAAUUUUCCGAAACGACACCUUCGUCCACAGAAAGAAUGCCGAAAACAACGGAGAGAACAAUAUCCCAAUACACUGGAUUAUUUGCUACCACACAAAAGGAACCAGAUAAUAGGACACCACUAUCCUACACUACAGAAACAGUAUCAUCUGAAGGUGGAACACUGUCUUCAUCAACAGAGACAGUAUCAUCUGAAGGAGGAACACCGUCUUCUUCUAUCGAAACGGUAUCAUCUGAAGGAAGAACACUCUCUUCUUCAACAGAAACAGUUUCAUCUGAAGGGGCCUUCAGG
Molecule: messenger RNA, 1234 nt
Organism: Ruditapes philippinarum (Manila clam)
Lineage: Eukaryota; Metazoa; Mollusca; Bivalvia; Venerida; Veneridae
Exons: 2
Source: RefSeq, a predicted model, not a curated record